Drosophila elegans is the source of this 484-nucleotide messenger RNA. RefSeq names its product metallothionein-2. The record is from RefSeq and is a predicted model, not a curated record. The transcript has 2 exons. Gene Ontology annotation, molecular function: metal ion binding. Bases 82 to 207 code for a protein of 41 amino acids. Lineage: Eukaryota; Metazoa; Arthropoda; Insecta; Diptera; Drosophilidae.
UGCCACCAGAAGUCAUCACAAAGUUUCAACACCUCCAAGUUUCGGUUACUCUACAGACAAGCAAACCAAAAAACCAACAGGAUGCCUUGCAAGGGAUGCGGAAACAACUGCCAGUGCUCAGCCGGAAAGUGCGGAGGAAACUGCGCCGGAAACAGCCAAUGCCAAUGCGCCGCCAAGACGGGAGCCAAAUGCUGCCAGGCCAAGUGAUUGGCGUCUAUAUAAAGCCCUAUUUAUAUAGUUCUUAUUAGCUAAUCUCCGACUGAAGCUGAAUAACACCCGUUGUAAUGUUAUAGUAAAUUUAAUUAUUUAUUAAUUUGAACCCCAGAGAACUACAGGCUAAAAUACAACCAUUAGGACUUCUAAAAUAGUACUCUAUUUUUUGCCCUGUUGAAGUUAAAGAGUCACAUUUUUAUGAAAAUGUUUAAAAGGUUUUUGUAAAUCUGUAGGAAAAACUAAAUUCAUUAAAAGUCACUAAAAUAAGAAA